Mesorhabditis belari is the source of this 357-nucleotide messenger RNA. The record is from the annotation of a GenBank genome assembly. NCBI's taxonomy places the organism in Eukaryota, Metazoa, Nematoda, Chromadorea, Rhabditida, Rhabditidae.
AUGAGACUGUUGAUUGCCCUCUCUUUGGCCUUAGUCGCCUGUGUGUUCGCCGCCCCCGUCGAUCUUUCCCUCCAAAACGAGCUCAAAUCGCUACAAGACCAAAUCGCACAAGUCCAGCGCGAACUCAAAUCCGAAUCCUCAAACAUGGCCUACAGCAACUUGGACGCAUUGCCGCCACAGAAGCGAAUGGUCGCCUGGCAGCCAAUGAAACGAGUCGCUGUAGAUGAGCGAGAGCCUUUGAUUCGAGCCAUCGAGGGUCGUUUGAGCGAAAUCUUGCGAGCCGGUGAAAAACUCGGCGUUUCUCCAGAUGAGGUACUCAACGACUUGCGUCAACGAAACGCUUUCAUCGGACAACAA